UGUACAGUCUUCAUAAUGUGGUUACUGAUUUUGGCUGGGCUGCUGGUUUUAACCUGCGGGACAUACAGGCUCCUCUUUGGCAAGCGCAGUCCUUUCUCCCUGAAAUCGGUGAGGCCACCAGGGCCACGUGUGACCAACCAGGAGCUGAGGGACAAAGUGCUCAAACAAGGGUUCAGUGCCGACAAAGUGCCAAAGGACCUCGAUGCCAUUGUCAUCGGCAGUGGCAUUGGUGGACUGACAGCUGCAGCGACUUUGGCGAAGUUGGGAAAGCGAGUCCUGGUCCUGGAGCAGCAAGACCAGGCUGGGGGAUUGUGCCACACCUACCCUGAGAAAGGAUUUGAGUUUGACGUUGGACUCUACAACAUUGGUCAGCUCCAUGAGAACAGUCUCCUCCGUGUGGCAUUGGAUCAGAUCACAGAGGGGCAAAUUGAGCUUGUGGAGCUGGAGCACCACAUAGACACCAUUAUUAUUGGUGAAGAUGAUGACCGGCGGGAUUAUCACAUCUACACUGGCAAAACCGAGAUGGCAGAGCACCUAAAAAAGCAGUUCCCCAACGACACAGAAGCCAUUGACGUCUUCUUUGAAGUCAUGAAGAUCACAGCAAAGAAGACCUGGCACUUGGUUACUCUGAAACUGAUCCCUCUCUGGCUGGCUCUGUUCCUGCUUAAGCACCACAUUGCCCAGCGCUUCUCCUCAAUCUUCAAGUUGUCUUGCUCCAGUGUUACAGAAGUGGUCAGUACUUUGACCAGCAACAAGGACCUUCAUGUCAUUUUCUCCUACAUCUUCUAUGGUGUGCCCCCUAGAGACUCCAGCACCUUCGUUAAUGCCUUGCUGUUGCAUCAUUACAAACGUGGGGCUUAUUACCUCCGAGGAGGGGCUAGUGAAAUCCCAUUCCACAUCAUCCCCGUCAUCCAGAAACCAGGGGGCAACGUGCUGGUCAGGGCACCCGUCACUCAAAUUCUGGUGAACAAAAAGGGGGCAGCAUACGGUGUUACAGUGAAGAAAGGCCAGGAGGAGGUGGAGGUGCUGGCCCCAGUGGUCAUCUCCAACACUGGAUUAUUUACAACCUUUCAGAAGCUCCUGCCACCUGAGGUCCAGGCCAAACCAGAAAUUCAAGAUCGCCUUGGUAUGUUGAAGCAUGGCAGAGGAUCCUUCUUCGUCCUCGUGGGCUUUGAUGCAACUGAGGAAGAGUUGGAAAUUGUGCCAAUCAAUUACUGGCUCUUCAAAAACAAUGACAUGGACAGCAUGAUGGACAACUUUUUCAGUCUGAGCAAAGAAGAGGUUGCUGAGAACAUACCCAUGAUGUCAAUCAUGUUCCCCUCCACCAAAGAGCCCACAGCCAAAGUCCGUUUCCCAGGGAAGUCAUCCAUGAUUCUGCAGACUAUGGUGAACUACGAGUGGUUCGAUGAGUGGAAGGACAGCAGCGUGGAGGAGAGGGGGGGCGAGUAUUACAAUUACAAGAUGAGCAUCGCUAACAAGCUCUUUGACUGGGCCUGCAUGCACUUCCCCAAGAUCAGGGACAAGGUGGCAUUCAUGGAUGCAGUUGUACCUCUCCAACAUGAUGGAGGGGACAUGUAUUCGGAGCAUAAUCUAACUAAAUUCAAGCCAGAAGCAAUAGCCAGGAACAGGUGCUCCACACCAGUCAAGAACCUCUUUAUCACAGGCCAGGAUGUGUUCGUGUUUGGAAUACCUGGGGCCCUGCAGGGGGGUCUCCUAUGCGCUUCCACAGUCCUCAACAACAUUGUCCACAUUGACCUUCAAAACCUCAAGAAAAACCUUAAGCGUCAGAAAGCUAAGGAGUUAGCAAAAUUUGCUAAAAAGCUGCAAUAA
Molecule: messenger RNA, 1830 nt
Organism: Megalops cyprinoides (Indo-Pacific tarpon)
Lineage: Eukaryota; Metazoa; Chordata; Actinopteri; Elopiformes; Megalopidae
Product: inactive all-trans-retinol 13,14-reductase-like
Exons: 11
Coding region: 16-1830 (604 amino acids)
Molecular function (GO): oxidoreductase activity
Source: RefSeq, a predicted model, not a curated record